This is a messenger RNA of Meloidogyne enterolobii, 326 nucleotides long. Lineage: Eukaryota; Metazoa; Nematoda; Chromadorea; Rhabditida; Meloidogynidae. The record is from the annotation of a GenBank genome assembly.
AUGGAUCGCGAGGGCCGAAGGCCCGAGCUUAAGAUCCAUCUCAAAAUGGGUCGCGAGGGCCGAAGGCCCGAGCUUAAGAUCCAUCCCAAAAUUAAUCGCGAGGGCCGAAGGCCCGAGCUUAAGAUCCACCCCAAAAUGAAUCGCGAGGGCCGAGAAUUUUUAAACGCGGCGGGCCGAAGGCCCGACGAGAUUUCCAGGGCUUUUUAUUAAAUGCCCGAGCUUAAGAUCCAUCCCAAAAUUAAUCGCGAGGGCCGAAGGCCCGAGCUUAAGAUCCACCCCAAAAUGAAUCGCGAGGGCCGAGAAUUUUUAAACGCGGCGGGCCGAAG